Messenger RNA from Octodon degus (degu), 3536 nucleotides. RefSeq names its product FAST kinase domains 1 (gene Fastkd1). Gene Ontology annotation, biological process: regulation of mitochondrial mRNA stability; mitochondrial RNA processing. Gene Ontology annotation, cellular component: ribonucleoprotein granule; mitochondrial matrix. The transcript is spliced from 15 exons. The coding region runs from base 265 to 2823 and encodes 852 amino acids. Gene Ontology annotation, molecular function: RNA binding. The record is from RefSeq and is a predicted model, not a curated record. NCBI's taxonomy places the organism in Eukaryota, Metazoa, Chordata, Mammalia, Rodentia, Octodontidae.
GCGGCCCGCGCGUUUCUGCAGCUUACCGACAGACUUUUCCCGGCAAGGUGCUAUGCCUCAGGGAGAGGGUAAGAACCCUUGGACGUGAGAACCAUGCUUGUUUCGGCCCUUGCUGGGCACCAGGGAUAAGCUUGACUUCGGAGCCAUAGAAACCCACCAAGUCUGGGAUCCUGCGGAGAACUUAGCGGACGCUGGAGAGAGAAACUACGUAUUGAAAUGGAUUUAGAGACAUCAUAGGGGAAACAAAAUCAUGAAAUUAUUUUUAUGCCAUUAGCUGCAGAUGGCUUUCUUUAUCUAAGGAUACUAGACUCAUUGGAUCUAAAUAUGUUUCGUCUAAGAGCAACUUGUCCAUUCUUCUGGAAAGUGUUUCGGUUUCAACCCUUCAGUUACGAACCACUAAUUAUUCAGAUGAGUAAGUGUACAGAUGAAGAGAAAAUAUUUGAUCUCAUUGAAAGAAACAAAGCCACACUUUCAGCAAAGCAAGUGGGACAUGCAUUUAAUGUGCUUUGGCAGCUUCAAAGGCAGAAAGCCAGCUCAUUACAAAACGCCAAGUGUGUCAGAGACCACCCCCAGUUUUCUACUCUGUAUAACUUAACUACAAAUAAAAUCAAGUCAAUGACUGAUGACACUCUGGUGAACGUGUUAUACAUCGCCCCACGGUUUGCUGUUGCAGUCCACGAUCCACUGGUUGAAUCAUUAGUUGCAGAAGCGUGGAGAAGGUUGGAAAGGUUCGAUAUUAAUGUGCUGGCAAAAUUUUCUGCUUGCCUAGCAGAUCAGCAUUUGUACUAUAGUCCAGUAAUGGGAAAAAUAGCUGAUAUUGUAAAUAGGAAGUUGGAAUCUGUACAGGACUUAAGGUCAUUGUCCAUCUUGAUGAUCAACAUAUCUUCUUUAAUAUCACAGCGUUUUCAAGAAAAAUUAAUAAAGAAAACAGAACUUCUUUUUGACACCAUAGAUUCUUCCCAGAUCAACACUGCAAGAAAAAUAGUACAGUUUCUUGGAGGUGUUAAAGGUACUCAUUACCCGCUAUUAGAGCGGUGUAAUAAGGUGUUUUUAAACAAUUGGAUGGACCUUGAUUUGGAUUUCAUCAGUAAUAUACUUACUAUAUACCAGUUUCUACAGUUUUAUAGUUUUGAGUUUAUUUCAGUGGCUAGAAAGAGGCUCACUAAGAUGAUUCCUUCGUUAGAUCACCCUGAAAGCUUUGUAAAACUGUUUGUUGCAUUGGGACCAGUGGCAGGACCUCAAGAAAAACAACAACUUAAGUCAACUCUAUUACUGAUGUCCGAGAAACUGACCAGCCGGCAAGCCUUGGCAGUGGUGGAAGCAAUGGAACAAAUGGAAAGCAGAGAUUCACAGCUGAUUAAAAAAAUUGCUUCAGUUCUGCAUGAAAAUUUGGAAAAAUAUGGACCAAUAGAGCUAUUGAAGAUAACUCAAGCAUUAAUUUUUCUGCAUUUUCAAAGUAAAGAGGUUUUCAUGAAACUCAGAGAAUUACUACUUAGUUCCUUGGAGGGCAGCAUCCACCUGCGCAACACCAUCAGCCUGCUCCGCGCGCUCUCCAUGCUCCCAUCCACCCACUCGGAUGAAGCCGUGCUGUCCCGGGUUGAAGCACUGUUACCCCAGUGUGACCUCAGAGGCCUGACCGAUUGUGCCACGUCUGUUUUAAAAUGGGUUGAGGAUGAUCACAUGUAUUCGGGCAGAGUUACUGGGAAACAACUGAAGCUACUUCAAAAACUAGAUCACUGUGGCCGUCAGAGGUUACAACAGAGCAACAGUUUACCUCUUUUAUGGGAGGAGCUUAAAUUUGUAAAAGGAGACUGGUUUCACGAAUCGGUUCUGGAAGACACAAUUGUCGCUUUGCUGCGUUUGAAGGAUGAAAUUAAUUACACAAAUGUUGCAAACAUUGCAACUUUUAUUUCUAGAACUAACUACCUCAGUGCUUCGCUACUUGAUAGGAUCGCAGCAGUGGUUGUUCAGCAGAUUGAAAAGAUCCAUCCUUCUUCAAUCCUUGCUAUUAUUCUACCAUUUACAGUCUUGAACUAUGACCCACCUCAAAGGGAUGAGUUUUUUGGACUGUGCAUGCAGCGUCUUCAUUCUCACUUAGGUACAUUGGAUCCUCUCAUGUUAGUGUUUCUUGGUUUGUCUUUCGCCACCCUUGAAUAUUUUCCAGAAGAUCUGCUGAAGGCAAUUUUUAACAUCCAGUUCUUAGCCAGAUUAGAUUCUCAGCUUGAAAUUUUAGGUUCACUUCUGAAUAGCAAGGUCCAGUUUCGUCUGAUGGAGUUGAAUAGAGCUGUCUGCUUGGAAUGCCCUGAAUUUCAGAUUCCGUGGUUUCAUGACCGCUUCUGUCAACAACAGCAUAAUAAAGAUACUGGCAUCAUGAAUGGAGCACAACAGCAGCUGUAUAAAAUUCUGGCAGAGGUACUAGGAGGACCCAAUUUUGUCAAAGCCUCUGUUUUUUCGCCAUAUUACCACAGAGUAGAUUUUGAAUGUAUCUUGGAUAAAAGAAAAAAACCACUUUCUUAUGGAAACCAUAAUACAACUUUGGGAAAACCAGGAAGAAUGUACUGGGAAUCAAACAUCAAAAUAGUUGGAUCAAGUCUUCCACCUGGAGCUGAAAGGAUUGCAUUCGAAUUUUUGGACUCAAGAGCUUUUUGUAAAAAUAUUCCUCACUUAAAAGGAAAAUCUGCUAUGAAAAAACGACAUUUAGAGAUUUUGGGCUAUCGUGUAAUCCAGAUUCCGCACUUCGAGUGGAACUCCAUGGCCCUGUCCAUCCAGGAUGCUCACGUGGACUAUCUGCGACAGCGCAUAUUUGGGGAUGGGAAAUCAUGAGUUUCAUUUAAAAGGAGUUCUCAUGGUGCGUCAUGUUUGUGUGUGUUAUACUUAAGUGGCCCUGACUGGAUAAGCACAAAUAUCCUGAGGUGGAAAGCUGCCUGAUAUGUUUGAGAAUAACAAAAGACCCAUUUUGGGUCAGGCAGAGCAAGCAGGUUGUCGAUUGUGCAGGCUCAUGCCUAUAAUCCUAGCUAGCACUGGGGAGACCGAGGCAGGAGGAUUGCUGUGGACUACAUAAUGGGCUUCAAGGUCAGCCUGUACUACAAUGAGACCCUGUCUCAAAAAAACAAAAAACAUUCCUUUAAUUUAUUGUGAAUGACAAGUUGCUGCCUGGUUGGCCCAGCCCCUGGUUCUUUUCUACUGGCCUGUAAUAUCGUGAAUGACCCUCAGGCAGUCUCAGCCUUGGCAUACCAGAGGACCAACUGCUUGGAACAGUUGUAUCACCUUGGCUGAGGUAGUACAAUUAACAAUAACAGCAGCAUCAAACUCAGGCUAGAAAAUUCCAAACUGUGGUAACUAUUAAUUUGCCACCUUUAACCAUAUGAGCGACAUUUGUGGUUAUAUAACAAAAUCUAAAACAAACGCAAAAAUUGUAUACAACAAACAUGCCCUCAGCAUGGGGCUUUUACUCUUUGGGGGGAAAGUUAAAGGGGGGGGAAAUAGAGAAAGAGGAGGAAGAGAAAUUAGAAGCCGCGCUGGAGGACAAAGGAAGA